Purpureocillium takamizusanense is the source of this 2347-nucleotide messenger RNA. RefSeq names its product Putative ATP-dependent helicase IRC3 (gene irc3). Lineage: Eukaryota; Fungi; Ascomycota; Sordariomycetes; Hypocreales; Ophiocordycipitaceae. The transcript has 2 exons. The record is from RefSeq and is a predicted model, not a curated record. Bases 141 to 2144 code for a protein of 667 amino acids. Gene Ontology annotation, molecular function: hydrolase activity; ATP binding; DNA binding.
GACAACAAUUUUACUUCAAACCUGUGCCUCAGACUUGGAGCAUGAUGGACCCCAAGACAACUUUUGACCUCCGACCGGCUCGCUGAAUGAAUCUCGUCGGUCUACAGCUCGAGCUCAUCGGCAUGCUGUCAUGAUGUACGAUGCUACGCACUCUUGCAGGAUGCGUCUCCCGCGCGACGGCCGGGACGAAGCUCAGGCUCGCUCCCUUGAGCUUCAAGGCCUGCGCCGCGACGGUCGCCCCCAUCACAUCCCCCAGCAACAGCAACAACAAGCCCAAGCUCCGAGACUAUCAGCAGGAGUGCAUCAGAUCCGUGCUCCAGUCUUUAAAGCGCGGGCAUAAACGCGUCGGCAUCUCCUUGGCCACGGGGAGCGGCAAGACGGUCAUCUUCACUCAGCUUAUCGGCAAGGUUCAACCUCGACUAGGCGGCGGCGGCGAUCGCACGCUCAUCCUGGCACACCGGCGUGAGUUGGUCGAACAAGCGGCGAGGCACUGUCAGAUUGUUUACCCAGACAAGACGAUUGAGGUUGAGAUGGGCUCCCUCCACGCGUCCGGGACGGCGGACAUCACCAUUGCCAGCGUGCAGAGCAUCACCUCCAAGGAUCGUCUGGACAAAUUCGACCCCGCGACGUUCAAGCUGGUUCUCGUGGAUGAGGCGCAUCACAUCGUCGCCCAGGGCUACCUCAAGACCCUCAAGCAUUUUGGUCUCGAGCAGAAGCAGCGCGACUCGCCCACCCUCAUCGGCGUGUCCGCCACCUUUUCCCGCUUCGACGGCGUCAAGCUGGGCGCCGCCAUUGACGAGAUUGUGUACCACAAGGACUACGUUGACAUGAUUGCCGACAAGUGGCUCUCCGAUGUCAUCUUCACCACCGUAGAGUCCUCGGCGAACCUCUCCAGGGUCAAGAGCAGCGCUUUUGGCGACUUCCAGACAGGGGAGCUCUCCAAGGUGGUGAACACGGACGAGGUAAACGACGUCACGGUGCGGAGCUGGAUGGCCAAGGCGCCCGACCGUAAGUCGACGCUCGUCUUCUGCGUCGACCUGGCCCACGUGUCCGGGCUCACGCACAAGUUCAGAGAAUACGGCCUCGACGCCAGGUUCGUGACGGGCGAGACGCCCAAGGUGGGGCGGGGCGAGAUCCUCGAGGCCUUCAAGAGGGGUGACUUCCCUGUGCUGGUCAACUGCGGCGUCUUCACCGAGGGCACAGACAUCCCCAACGUCGACUGCAUAGUCCUGGCGCGGCCGACCAGGUCGCGGAAUCUGCUGGUCCAGAUGAUCGGACGGGGCAUGCGUCUGCACCCGGGCAAGAAGAACUGCCACGUCAUCGACCUGGUCUCGAGCCUGGAGACUGGCAUCGUGACGACGCCGACUCUGUUCGGCCUCGACCCAAACGAGUUGGUGGACCUGGCGUCCGUCGACGACAUGAGGAGGCUCAAGGAUCAGCGCUCAGCAGAGGAGGAAGCCAGGCAACAGGAAGCCAACUCUGGCGCGUCCAGUGCCGUCCCAAGCGCGGCGAAUGCGGUUACCUUUACGGACUACUCGUCGGUCAUGGACCUCAUUGCCGAUACGUCCGGAGAGCGCCACAUCCGCGCCAUCAGCCAGAACGCCUGGGUGCAGGUUGGCCAUGAGCGGUUCGUCCUCUCCGCGCCGAGCGGCUCGUACAUACGCAUCGAGCGCAUCGCAGACCAAGCCGGCGCCGGCGCCGGCGCCGCAGCCAACUCAGCCCCGACGUACCGCGCGGUCGAGAUCCGCGCGCUGCCGCCCGGCGUCUCCAAGUCGCCGUUUGCCUCCCCGAGGGAGAUCCUCACGGCGGCGACCUUCAACGACGCGGUCCACGGCGCCGAUAGCUACGCGUCCAACGCGUUCCCGCUCACCUUUAUACGCCGACAUCAGUCGUGGCGCAACCUGCCGCCCACGCAGGGCCAGCUCGACUUUGUGAACCGCAUGCGCGGCAAGGGUAGCGACGCCCUGACCGCGGCGGACCUGACAAAGGGCAAGGCCGCCGACAUGAUCACCAAGCUCAAGCACGGGGCCCGCGGCCAGUUCGCCAAGAUAGAGGCGGAGCAACGACGACAGGAGCGGCAGAUGACGACGGCGGAAGCAAGACAGGGCCGCGAGCAGGUGAGAGUUGGGCCGGUCAUGGCGUGAGCGCCGUUCCCUUGGGUUGAUGUAUACUACUAUUCGUGACUGGUUUGCGGCUUUAUACCACGGGUGCAGGGCGUUAGGGACAUACGGGCAGCAUGGGCUGCAUACGACAUACCUGCCACAUCUAUCAUGUCCAUCUAGUUUUGGAGAAUAGCUAGACAGACGGUUUUGAUUUCUUCCAUCACACACCAUGAUCUAUUCUGCCC